Molecule: messenger RNA, 1104 nt
Organism: Caenorhabditis elegans
Lineage: Eukaryota; Metazoa; Nematoda; Chromadorea; Rhabditida; Rhabditidae
Gene: srw-31
Product: G-protein coupled receptors family 1 profile domain-containing protein
Exons: 4
Coding region: 1-1104 (367 amino acids)
Biological process (GO): signal transduction; G protein-coupled receptor signaling pathway
Cellular component (GO): membrane
Molecular function (GO): G protein-coupled peptide receptor activity; G protein-coupled receptor activity
Source: RefSeq, marked reviewed
AUGGAUGCUAAUUACGUUGAAAUGUUUCCUGAAUUCGGCAUUGAAUCAAUACGUGUAUUUUGUGCAAUUGCCUACUUUAUGGGCACUUUCAAUUAUUAUUCAGAUCAUGUUCAUUUUGUUGCACUCAUUGUAGGAACGGUUCUCGGAGUUAUACAUUUAACAAUUCUCACGAGAAAAUGUAUGAGAGCACUGAGCAUCAAUGUGUUUCUAAUUGGAAUUGCCGCUGCUGAAAUUUUCCGGGCAAUUUGUAUUCUUAUAAUUUUCAUUCCAUUCUUCGAUUUACGUUAUUUGAGCGACGAAGUUUCAGAUUGUUCUGAUCCCAACUCGACUGUGGCGGUGUUAUCAUACAAUAUCUCGGCAUCCUUCAUGAGACUCGCAGAAAAAGUAUCAGUUUGGUUUGCUGUUGCUAUAGCUGUUAUUCGAACUCUCGUGAUGAGAUACCCAGUAAAUGGGAGAAUCAACUGUUUGACUCAAGCGAAAUAUGGCUUCAGAAUCGUUGUAUUAAUCACCCUAUUAAUUAUUCCAUUUGGAGCGCCUAGCUAUUUCAAGUUAAACUCCACAUCAGUUAGAGGAUGGACGCCAUUCACAAAUUGUGUAACAUUUUCGGAAAAUUCGACCAAAAUCAAGUUCGAUUCUCACUCCACUGAAUUGUUCGGAAGCACAGACGUAUACAAAAUAGCUCUUCUUAUUGAAGGAAUUUUCUUAGAAUUCACGCCAUCAAUUAUAUUACCGAUUACAACUAUAAGUUUGAUCAUGGAUUUGAGAAAAGCACGGAAAAACUCACUUUCUACAAAAAGCUCGGCAAGUAGCAGUGAUGCUGUAAGAUCUAUAAAACUAGUCGCUUUUGUGACAAUCACAUUUUUAUUUACAACUACACCACUUGGCUUUAUGUAUAUUGUUGGGAUUUUUAUAGUCAAGAUGCCUGGCGUGAUUAUGAUAGUUACAAAGUUUGCAAGGGUGUUAACGUUUCUGACAACACUCAGCGGCAUCGCACACAUUUUGAUAUGCUAUUUAAUGUCAACGCAAUAUCGGAGUACUGCACACGAAAUGUUUGGUAAAAAAGAAAAGAUUUUUAAAUCAACAUCAUUUGUACAUCCAAUUUGA